AUGGUUUUUCCUUCAAUCUAUGCUAAACUAAUGCUCCCAAAACUCUUCAUUAACACCCUCUCUCUCCUAUGUUUUCUAAGAACUUUUAUCCAAGCAUCCUUCAGGCAGUUGGGUUUCCCCUACGUUCUCGUGCCCCGUAUAUAUUGGCCCAGCAACAAACCCGAAUUCAGGCCCAUAUCGGCCUCUAUAAUCCAGGAUAUGAUUGGGCCCGGGCUCGGGUCCAAUAUACCCGAGCAGUGUGUCAUUUGCAUGCUUGAGUUCAGAGACAAUGUGGAGAUCAGAAGACUGACAACCUGCAGGCAUAUAUUUCAUAGGGGGUGUUUGGACCGAUGGAUGGAACAUGAUCAGAUUACUUGCCCUCUAUGUAGGACACCCUUCGUACCUGAUGAAUUAAUGGCGGUUUUACAUGGGAAGCCUUGGACAGCUGCAACUUCUGCCAUUCCUGAAUUUGGUGGCGAGUUCUGUUUGAUCAACAACAUGUUGUAG
This is a messenger RNA of Beta vulgaris subsp. vulgaris (sugar beet), 486 nucleotides long. Its product is annotated as brassinosteroid-responsive RING protein 1-like. Gene Ontology annotation, molecular function: ubiquitin protein ligase activity. NCBI's taxonomy places the organism in Eukaryota, Viridiplantae, Streptophyta, Magnoliopsida, Caryophyllales, Amaranthaceae. The record is from RefSeq and is a predicted model, not a curated record. Gene Ontology annotation, biological process: protein ubiquitination. The transcript has a single exon. Bases 1 to 486 code for a protein of 161 amino acids.